Quercus lobata is the source of this 1389-nucleotide messenger RNA. RefSeq lists its product as uncharacterized. NCBI's taxonomy places the organism in Eukaryota, Viridiplantae, Streptophyta, Magnoliopsida, Fagales, Fagaceae. The transcript has a single exon. Bases 1 to 1389 code for a protein of 462 amino acids. Gene Ontology annotation, molecular function: nucleic acid binding; RNA-DNA hybrid ribonuclease activity. The record is from RefSeq and is a predicted model, not a curated record.
AUGAUUGCUGCUUUAAACCGUUUCAUUUCCCGCUCGGCGGACACAUGCAGGCCUUUCUUCCUCCUAUUAAAUAAGUGGAAAGGCUUCGAGUGGACGGAAGAGUGCGCUUUAGAGUUCCAGCAGCUUAAGGAAUACCUGACCCGGCCACCAAUUAUGUCCAGUCCUAAGGCCGACAAGAUGCUAUUUGCCUACAUUGCUGUAGCCCUUCACGUAGUAAGCUUAGUGCUGAUCCGAGAAGACAAUGGCACACAACGGCCCGUCUACUACGUAAGCAAAUCGCUGCACGAGGCAGAGAUUCGUUACCUCCCCCUCGAAAAGGCCGUUUUGGCAAUCGUACAAGCCACGCGAAAGCUCCCCCACUAUUUCCAGGCACAUAUUGUUGUUAUACUAACCCAACUUCCGCUGGGAUCCAUAUUCCGGAGUGCCGACUACAUGGGUAGAAUAGCAAAAUGGGGGACGAUUCUGGGCGCCUUCGACAUUAGGUACAUGCCUCGCACCGCUGUGAAGGGUCAGGUUCUCGUGGACCUAUUAGCUGAAUUUGCAGAGCCAACACCAGAAGGAGAGGGAGGGACACUAAACCCUGACGGGAAACUGAUCAACGCAAUCUCUCAGCAAGAGCCCAGUUGGUGGAAAGCACACAUUGACAGCUCGGCCAACCAAAGGGGUUCAGGGGUGGGGCUCGUUUUGGUCUCCCCUGAGGGGAUCACUAUCGAAAAAUCUUUGAGGUUGUCUUUCUCGGCCACGAAUAACGAAGCAGAGUAUGAGGCACUAUUGGAAGGAAUGUCAAUGAUCCAAAAACUGGGUGGAAAAUCCGUGAACAUGUUCUCGGACUCAAGACUUGUUGUGGGACAAGUAAAUGGGGAAUUGGAGGAGAGGGAUGAAAGAAUACAAGAGUACCUAGUCCAAGUCAAGCGGUUGCGGGCCCAUUUCUGUCACUUCAAUCUAGUGCACGUGUCCAGGAGCGGGAACACCCAUGCUGACUCUCUUGCAACGCUUGCCACCUCCUCGACACAGCCACUUCCUCAGGUUAUUCUCGUAGAAGAUCUCUACCACCCAAUGAUGGCGAGCACCAACUCAGUACGGGUUCAUAGCAUUAGGGCAGGGCCUAGCUGGAUGGAUCCUCUAGUACAAUUCUUAAAGCAUGACACCUUACCAGAAGAUAAGAACGAGGCCGACAAGAUUAGAAGAAAGGCUUCUCGAUUCUGGCUGUCCGAGGACUCCAAACUGUACAGGCGCUCAUUCUCAGGACCAUACUUGCUGUGUGUGCACCCAAAUGCCACUGAACUCAUCCUGGAGGAAUUACAUGAAGGGAUUUGCGGAAGUCAUACGGGGGGUAGAUCCCUGUCCCAUAGGGUCAUAACGCAAGGUUAUUGGUGGCUGAGCAUGUAG